Molecule: messenger RNA, 2427 nt
Organism: Zingiber officinale
Lineage: Eukaryota; Viridiplantae; Streptophyta; Magnoliopsida; Zingiberales; Zingiberaceae
Product: probable thimet oligopeptidase
Exons: 20
Coding region: 171-2267 (698 amino acids)
Biological process (GO): peptide metabolic process; proteolysis
Molecular function (GO): metalloendopeptidase activity
Source: RefSeq, a predicted model, not a curated record
GAUCUUCUCUCUCUAUCAUUAAUCGACGGUGGAUCUCGGUUCCCACCUUUGAACCUCGCCGCCCCGAAGGUUUUUUACUUUCUCUUCUUCCGCUGCACGUCGGCUUCCGCGCUUCCGCAAACCCUUUUUCAUCCUAUUCCCUGUCUCAAGCGGGCGAAAGGCUCGGUGCUAUGGCGAAGGGCAAGAGGGAGCGGAGGAUUCUGGCGGUGACGGGAGUCGCUGCCCUCGUUGCCGUCGGCCUCAAUCUGCUCAUAUCCGCCGUCAAGGCCCACAUGCAAGGGAGGCGGAGAAAGCGAGAUGUUCCUGGAUUAAAUGUUCUUGUUAAUCUCUCUGCAACAGAGAUCCACAAGCUAACUGAUCAGAUAAUCGCUAGAUCUAAGGAAGUUCAUGAUUUGGUUGCUUCGGUUCCUCUUGAGAAAGUCUCCUACAUGAAUACUAUCUCCCCUUUAGCAGAAUUAGAAGCUUAUCAGUUCCCAAUGGUGCAAUCUUGUGUCUUCCAUAGAAUGGUUUUCACCUCGAAUGAUAUUCAGAAAGCAAGUAUGGAAGCUGAAAGACGAUUGGAUUUGCACUUUUCAGCAUGCAGAAAGCGUGAGGAUGUAUACCGUGUCAUUAAGGCUUUUGCUGAUAGAGGAGAAUGGCUAGGUUACGAAGCUAAACGAUACACCCAAUGCUUGGUUGAAGAGUUUGAACGAAAUGGUGUUUGUCUUAAUCCAAGCAAGAAAAAUGAAUUGGAGAGUUUGGGAAAGCAAAUUGAAGAACUCAGUUUCCAGUAUAUCCAAAACCUUAAAAUGGACAACAGUUUUCUCCUUUUAAGUGAAGCUGAACUUGCAGGGAUGCCUCUUCAAUUCAUUGAGAUCUUGGAGAAGAUGGAAGAUGGAAGAGUGAAGGUUUUCUUGAAAAGUUCUAAUGUUACUCCAAUACUUGAGCAUUGCAAGAUUAGGUCGACACGGAGGUUGAUUGCUGUGGCUUAUGGUCAGAGAUGUGGAAAAGAAAAUCUUGAUAUCUUAGAAAAUUUGGUUCAGUUACGCCAUAAAUAUGCACGGUUGCUUGGUUUCUCUAACUAUGCUGAAUUUGCUCUUCAAUCUAGAAUGGUCAGAACAUCCGAAAAGGUUUUUCAAUUUUUAGAAGAUCUCUCAGAAAGUUUAAGUGAUCUGGCAAUGGAAGAGCUUAAUGUACUCAAGGAUCUUAAGAUAAAAGUUGAUGGUGAUUCACAUUUUGGAAUGGAAGAUUUACUAUACUACAUGAGGAGGGCUGAAGAACAACACCUUGAUCUUGACUCUGGAGAAGUUAAACAAUACUUUCCUGUCAACUUGGUUUUAUCUGGCAUUUUAAAAUUUUUUCAAGAUUUGUUCGGUUUAAAAUUUCAAGAAAUUAAAGAUGUUGAGGUUUGGCAUGAAACUGUGUGCCUCUUUUCCGUUACUGAUGUCAGCUCUAGUGAGCUUUUGGGUUACUUCUAUCUUGACAUUUUUUCCAGAGAAGGAAAGUAUGCUCACACUUGUGUUUUGGCCCUUCAAAAUGGUAGCCUGUCUUCUAGUGGUAUGCGUCAGAUUCCAGUUGCCCUAUUAAUUUCUCAGUGUCUAAAACAAACUGAUGAUAAUCCUGUGCUACUGCGAUUCUCAGAAGUUGUCACUCUAUUCCAUGAGUUUACCCAUGUGGUACAUCAUAUGUGCAUGCGUGCGACCUUUUCAAGGUUUUCUGGUCUGCAAGUGGAUGCUGACUUCAUUGAAAUUCCUAGUAAGCUUCUUGAGAACUGGUGUUACCAGAGUAUCUCACUGAAAAUGAUGUCUGGUUUCUACCAGGAUAUCACAAAAUCCGUCACAACUAAUAUGUGCACAUCAUUAAGGAGAAAGCGGGAUUUGUUCUCUGGCCUUAAACUGAAGCAAGAAAUUCUACUUUGCCUCAUGGACCAAUUUAUUUAUUCGAGUGAGAAUGUCAAUAUGCUGGAGUUACUUAAGCAUUUGCAUCCUAAGAUAAUGCUAGGAAUACCAUUAUUAGAAGGUACCAACCCAGCCUCAAGUUUUCCCCAAAUUGCUAUCGGCUCUGAAGCCACUUGCUAUAGUUCUAUCUGGAGCGAGGCCAUUGCUGCUGACAUAUUUGCAUCAAAUUUUCAAGAGGAUUUGCUAAACCAACAUGCAGGACUUCAGUUCAGAAAUAAGGUAUUAGCUCCAGGAGGUGCUAAAGAGUCGCUUGAAAUUCUCUCAGAUUACUUGGGAAGAGAACCUACAGUGCGCUCAUUCAUCGAAAGCAAAACCAAGAACAGUUUGUAAAAGAAGCCCUCUUUAUUCUGUUCGUAUCAAGGUUAGCUUGUAUUGUGAUCAACACUGAAUAUUUUGUCUCUGAUAGAUUUGCACAACCUGUAAACUAUUGCAAAAUCAUAAUUAUGAGUAUAAUAAUAAGGAUAGUACUAAAUGGUCAGAAUCUAACCAA